GAAUCUUUGUGAGUUUUUUUGUCAACGAAGUCUUAGGAACAGGCACAAGUAUGCGCAGAACCAUAAUAAAAACAACCACCUAAACAACGGAUGUUUGGAAGCAGAUUCGAAUUUCCUCUAUAAUCACUCUUGGAUACCUCAACGAUGUCAGAAGAGGAGGCGGUGACGCCAGAGGAACUUGCAGAAUUUAAGGAGGCAUUUUCAAUGUUCGACAAGAAUGGGGACGGUGCCAUAACGCGAGAAGAGCUUGGUAUAGUCAUGCGAUCACUGGGAAUGAAUCCAACAGAAGCUGAACUUAAAGACAUGAUUAGUGACGUGGACGAAAACGGCAAUGGAACUAUUGAGUUCAACGAGUUCAUUGAGAUGAUGAUUCGAAAGAAGCAGGAACUUGAUCCUGAAGAGGAAUUACGCGAAGCCUUUAAAGUAUUCGACAGGGACGGUAAUGGGUUAAUCAGCGCAGCAGAGUUACGUUACGUUAUGGUCAAUCUAGGAGAGAAAUUAACUGACGGUGAAGUAGAUGAAAUGAUAAGAGAAGCGGACAUUGAUGGAGAUGGUCAUGUUAAUUACGAAGAAUUCGUACACAUCAUGGCCGGUGAAAGUCUCUUCAAACGCUUGCAUUAAAAGCACCUACGUGACAUGGAUAUCUAUGCAUCGUAUGAUGAGCAACACAUGCAAUGACAAAUUCACGCGUUAUUAACAUUAUAGUAAGGGACAAAAUGUGCGUGGCAUGUCGCCAUGCGAUACAUUGUUUUGCUUAAAUGCUCCUACGGGUUGUACCUAAACAAUAUUAUUAUUAUUAUUAUUAUUAUUGACAUAUUUUGUUUGUGUCUUCAAAUCAGAGGAUGAGUACACUGGUUUAUUUCUGUGAAUCAUUUUACAGGAUGUAUUCCCAUUUUGUGACAUCCUCAAAACCUCCAAUCACUUGUUACAUUUACCAAACACUUAGAUGCCUUCGUUAUUCAAGUUAUCUCGGCGACUCUAUCUGAAUAAUGCGAAUAGGAUGUGUAGCCGAUCAUUGUGACACUAUAGCACAAGUUGAUUCCAUUUUGUUUAACAUUCGCAGUCGGGAGAGACGGUUUUAUGGAAGAGAUAACAUUGUCCAGAUUCUGGUCAAUCCAUGAAACGAAACGUGCUAUCACAUUAUUGUUGUUGAUGACAGAAAAUAAUUCAUGCAAAUUGUUCGUGGUGCCUCAUUUAACCAUGCUAUAAGCUUAUGGACGCUUUGAUUGCACACUCGAUGAUGUUGUGCCUCUUUUUUGUUUUUCAAUAUUAACAUAAUAGUUAUACAAAAACCGACAAGAAAUUAUUCAAAUCCUAUUUUAUUGGUCCAAAAUAUACUGUAGAAUUGUAAACAAUAUCUAACAUUUAUAAUGAGUAAUAAAAUGUACAUAAUACAUAUAA
Molecule: messenger RNA, 1401 nt
Organism: Saccoglossus kowalevskii
Lineage: Eukaryota; Metazoa; Hemichordata; Enteropneusta; Harrimaniidae
Product: calmodulin-like
Cellular component (GO): myosin II complex
Molecular function (GO): calcium ion binding
Source: RefSeq, a predicted model, not a curated record